Linum tenue is the source of this 1811-nucleotide messenger RNA. Lineage: Eukaryota; Viridiplantae; Streptophyta; Magnoliopsida; Malpighiales; Linaceae. The record is from the annotation of a GenBank genome assembly.
CUUUUAUUUAGUGGUCAUUCUUUUUUUUCUUAACAAAAAAAUAUUUAAUGGUCAUUCGCUGCAAACUAUAAUAUUCGGUUACCAUAAUGCAAUUAAUCCAUAAUUAGAGAAAUGAAAGUAGGAAAAGGGGGAAGAGAAAUGGAGACAGCGAAAGCGAAACCGCGCGGCUGACCUGACUUCCCUCCACCAACUGCCGCGGGAAACUCUGUUGGUUACUCCCGCCGGCGCCGACAGAAACCAAAAUGCACAGCAAGCUCUACCCUCCCCUCGGGGUCCUCAUCCUUUGCUUCUUCCUCUACUUCGGCUUCUUCGCCGACGACGAUUCCGCAUUUCCCGGCGUGGUGUGGCAGCAGAAGAUGGGUUUCGUCUCCACCAGCUCCACCCACUUCGUCAUCGUCAAUGGCGACGACAAAAAGGGUCGAGGAUCGGCUACUGAGUACUUCUAUGUCAACGGGUGGAACUCUUAUUGGCUGCUGCAGGAGAGCAUAUGGAGAUCGUCCCGGUCCAGGGUCUCCAGAGUGUUUAAAUCCGGCGCUGAAUUGGGGCUGACCGUUUGCCGGACUUGGGCUUUCAGCGACGGCGACGGUCCCAACACGCUCCAGAUAUCCCCCGGCGUGUUCAACCAAAGGGUCUUUCGGGGGUUGGACUAUGUGAUAGUUGAGGCAAGGAGGCAUGGCAUAAGGUUGAUCCUCAGUCUAGUGAACAAUCUAGAUGCAUUUGGUGGGAAAGAUCAGUAUGUGAGAUGGGGGCAACAAGCUGGGAUCAAUGUCUCUUCUGGCGAAGAUUCCUUCUUCUCGAACCCGGCCAUUAAAGAAUACUACAAAGCCUACAUCAAGGCUAUUGUGACUCGGAAGAACUCUUUAAGCGGGGUCAAGUACUCUGAUGAACCAGCCAUAUUCGCUUGGGAGCUCAUUAACGAGCCGAGAUGCUCUUCGAGUUCAUGUGCCCCUGCUCUUCAGGCUUGGAUCAGUGAGAUGACUGCAUACCUCAAAAGCUUGGACCGAAGGCACCUAGUGACCGUUGGUCUCGAGGGAUUCUAUGGCUUGAACUGCACCAACAAGUCGGAAGUGAACCCCGGGGAAUGGGCAGCAUCCCUCGGGUCGGAUUUCAUACAGAACUCAGCAAUAGACAGCAUUGAUUUCGCUUCGGUUCAUUCCUACCCAGAUAGCUGGAUACAAGAUGCAGACUUGGAAACAAAGGCCAAGUACCUGUCCCGGUGGGUGGAUUCCCACAUAAGCGACGGGGAACAUCUGCUGAAGAAACCAGUCCUCUUCACCGAGGUGGGCUCAGCUUGGAAUGUGAGUGAUCAUGACAAGGAAGGAGCUAGAAAUGCUAGAGAUUUAUUGCUCGAAAUCGUGUACGACAAGAUUUACGAGUCUGCCAAGAAGCAGGGAGCCGGCGGUGGAGCACUGGUUUGGCAGCUGCUGGUGGAAGGAGUCGAGCAGUACAGCGACCGGUUCUCCUUCGUGGCGCGGCAUUACCCUUCCACUUCGGAAUUGAUCAAGAAGCAGUCUUGUAGGCUGCUUCAUAACAUUUCAGCUGAGGGUGUGGAAGAGAGAAAGAAGCCACUGAAGCGUAAAGAUGUUUGCUUUGGUCAAUACUAGCUAGUUGGGAAUGGAAGGUUUGACUUCGAAUUUUCCCCAAGUAAAACUGAUUGUCUCUCUGGAUUUGUACUUAAUACAUCUUCGUUGUUUCCCUCCUUUUGAGGGUUCUGUAAAUUGUUGCCAUUACCUUAUAGAUGCAUCUCUGACCAAACAAUGUGUAGAGAAUUGACAUGAUUGUAAGCUUGAAUCGUCCAUUCUCAUAGAUGC